UCAGAUGGUGCUGGGGGUGGGUUUCGUGAGGACUGCGCGACGGGUUCUUGAGGCGGCGUCUCCGGGGGGGAUUCACCUCCUACAAUCGUCUCUAAAAUGGGAACAAACGACUUCCUCUGAGCCAUUUUUUCACUAUUUUUGAAAAUAUUGAGAGUAAUAGUCGAUACGUAGUAUUCAGUGGAAGGAGGAAGCGCGACUGAGCCGAAAUUGGAAAGCGUCGGCCGAGGAAAGCUCGCCUCUGCAAUGUUGAAGAGGUCAUGUAGAAGAAAACUCAGUUUCUCCAACUUAUUUUCUUGACCUCCCGUAAGAGUUGGCAUGGUGGUGGUGGAGGUGGAGGAGAAUGUGUCUAGACUCCAUCCUCACCACUGUCUCGUUUUUAUUUUCAACUGACCUGAAGCCAGCCACUCAAAAUUUCCAAAAAGUUGGACAAUUUUCCAUGACCAAAAUGCAUGAAAGCUAAGCGUUUUCGAACAAAGUGCAUUCGUACUAUGAGAGAUUUAAUGCGGCAGCUUGGAAAUGUAUGAGUCAAGUCACAGCACACAGAAAAGUUGUUCGUUGUGACAAGUACGUAAAAUGCGAGAAAAGUUGGUUAAAAAUUGAAUUUAUUGAUAAACGAUAAGUAAAACGAAAUGGAGUUGGUAAAUCAGCCUGUAGUGAUUGAUAAUGGUUCCGGUAUUAUCAAGGCCGGAUUUGCUGGAGAUUCCGUUCCUAAAUGUCGGUUUCCUAAUUAUGUGGGCCGUCCAAAGCACGUUCGAGUGAUGGCCGGAGCUUUGGAGGGUGACCUUUUCAUCGGUCCCAAGGCGGAAGAGCACAGGGGCCUGUUGGCCAUCAAGUACCCGAUGGAACACGGCAUCGUCACGGAUUGGAACGAUAUGGAGAGAAUUUGGCAAUAUGUGUACAGCAAAGAUCAGCUGCAAACAUUUGCUGAAGAGCACCCCGUUCUCCUCACGGAAGCGCCCCUCAAUCCGCGCAGGAACAGGGAGAAGUCGGCCGAGAUCUUUUUUGAAACGCUGAACGCUCCUGCCUUAUUUUUGUCGAUGCAGGCAGUUCUAAGCUUAUAUGCAACUGGGAGGACGACGGGCGUGGUGCUGGACGCCGGAGAUGGUGUGACCCAUGCAGUGCCUAUUUACGAAGGUUUCGCCCUGCCACACAGCAUCAUGAGGGUGGAUUUAGCUGGGCGAGAUGUGACGAGAUAUCUGAGGUUUCUUCUACGCAAGGAAGGAAUCAAUUUUAGGACAUCGUCAGAGUUUGAAAUAGUACGGACGAUUAAGGAGCGAGAGUGUUACCUAUCUGCGAAUCCAUCCAAGGACUCUGACCCGGAUGCGGAUAAGCGAAUUUACAAGCUACCAGACGGUAGUCAGCUUGAUAUUGUCCCGGGUAUCGAAACGGCGGUGGCGACACGGCGGUGCUACUACAUAAACGCCAGAAAUCGUUCACGUUUAACAAACUACUUUCCACCUGCGGGAUAAGCACAAUUGUAGCAUUUGUAGCGUAUUAAGGUUAUCUUGGAUAUUUAGAGACGAGAAUUUCAACUCCUCUGCAAGUAGAUAAGGUAGUCGUCCGUGCAGGGCUUGAUAUUCCCGAACGGUUUUGGGGGUCUUAUCGACCCGGCGUCUACUUUGGGAUGAAGCAUCGAAGUCCAAAGUCCUUGCUCACUGGGUUCAUGUGGCUCCUCCCUUCUCUAGUCAG
Molecule: messenger RNA, 1689 nt
Organism: Folsomia candida
Lineage: Eukaryota; Metazoa; Arthropoda; Collembola; Entomobryomorpha; Isotomidae
Product: beta-centractin-like
Exons: 9
Coding region: 630-1469 (279 amino acids)
Source: RefSeq, a predicted model, not a curated record